UUCACCUUUUCUUCUACUCCUUUCUCACUGGCAGGCACCGCACAGUUGCAGUCUUGCUCUUGCAUAGGAGCUCAUCCGCCCUCCCCCCUCUUGCAUCACGCCGUGAUCUGGUCCAGAUUGGGCGGCCGGCCGGCGACGGCGGCGCGGGUGACCGUGGCGGCGGAGGCAUCGAGAUGCAUAACUAGAGAACGAAUCGAUCUGAUCAAGAGCAAGAUUUCCUUUUUCUUUUUUGGGUGAAGCAAAGAAGAAGAACAAGAUAUGGCGGCUGCAAUGGCGGUGAGUGUUUCUACUGGCGUGAUGAAACCCCUGCUGGGUAAGCUGGCCACCCUAAUGGGUGACGAGUUCUCCAAGCUGAAGAACCUGAGGAAGGAGGCGAAGUUCAUCAGUGAUGAGCUCACAAGCAUGAAAGAUGUUCUUGAGAGCCUUGCAGAAGUGUCCGACCUAGAUCUACAAACCAAGAGGUGGAGAGACAUAGUGAGGGAGAUGUCUUUUGACAUCGAGAACAUCAUUGAUGACUUCAUGCGUAAGAUUGGGGACAAAAUUAGAAAGGAUGGGCUCGUCAAGAAGACUAUCCGACGCCUCAAAACUUCCAUAGCCCGUCACCAGAUUGCUGACCAGAUCGAAGCGGUCAAGAAACUCGUGUGUGAAACAAGUGAACGGCGCAGAAGGUAUAAGUUUGAUAUUCCUUCGUCAAGCGAUGUGACCAUUGACCCACGAGUUGCCACUCUCUAUAAGGAUGCAGCUACCCUUGUUGGUGUGGAAGGGCCGACGGAUGAGCUCGUCACUUGGCUAAAAGAUGAGGACACACAUUUGAAGGUGGUAUCCAUCGUGGGAUUUGGAGGCCUGGGCGAAACAACACUCUCCAAUGAGGUAUACCGGAGGCUCAAGGAGGAAUUUGGCUGUGGUGCAUUUGUGCCAGCAUCUCAAAAGCCAAACAUCCCAAAACUUGUCCGUAGUUUACUAUCUGAAGUUGGGAGUGGAUUAUCUCUACAUGAUUGCGAAGUAAAUGUUCUUCUCAACAAACUUAGAGAAUAUCUAUACCUACUAAUAAAGCAAGGUGUGUACCUGAUUAUAAUUGAUGAUCUAUGGGAUACACCAUCAUGGGAUAUUAUUAAAAGUGCUUUCCCAGAUAAUGGUCUUGGUAGCAGAGUAAUAACAACUACAAGAAUACAGAAUGUGGCUAAGGCUUGUUGCUCCCCUUCCAGUUAUUAUAUUUUCAAAAUGAAGCCACUUAGCAAUAAAGACUCAAAAAGACUGUUUUUUGGUAGGAUAUUCAACUCUGAAGAAGCUUGCCCUCACCAGCUUCGAGAUGUUUCUACUGAAAUUCUCAAAAAAUGUGAUGGUUUGCCUCUUGCAAUCAUUACUAUAUCAGGCAUGCUAGCAAAUGAAAGUUUCGACCAAGAGGAGUGGAAACAUGUACGGAAUUCUCUAGGUUCGGGAACAAAUUUCACGUUGGAAGGGAUGAGGAAUAUCUUAGACCUCAGGUACAAAAACCUUCCUCCUCAUCUCAAGACAUGCUUGUUGUAUCUUGGCAUGUAUCCAGAGGACUUUGGAAUAGGGAGGUCUCAUUUGGAACUUCAGUGGAUCGCGGAAGGCUUUGUUCCUAAAGAGAACGGACAAGAUGCUGAGAAGGUUGCAAGAAGUUAUUUCAACGAGCUUGUCAAUAGGAGCCUUAUUCAACCUACAAAAUUUAACAAUCAAGGGUCAGCCGUGGAAUGCAAAGUACAUGAUAUGAUGCUCGAUCUUAUCUUGUCUAAGUGUAGAGAAGAGAAUUUUCUGACUGUAUUGGAUGAUGCUAAAGUCAUCGAAAAACUGGAUUACAAGGUCCUUCGGUUGUCUCUCCACUUGGAUGGUCCACGUGAUGGAACAAUGUUACCGUGUAAAGUUAGCAUGUCACAAAUUCGGUCAGUUAUGAUCUUUGGUGACUCGCACAGUAUGCCUCCUCUGCGAUUGUUCAAAUUCCUUCGAGUUCUUCAUGUCCAUGUAUAUGGGCCUGCUGAACUCGACCCCACUGGGCUGUGUAAGCUAUAUCAGCUAAGAUAUUUAGCGAUUAAUGGUUUCUGGGAUUCGUACAAGCUACCGGCAGAGAUCAGAGGGCUACGACACCUGGAGACACUUGAUGCACCUCAUAGUAGGAAUAUUCCAUCAGAUAUAGUUCAUCUGCCAUGCUUGAUGUUCUUGAAUCUCGAUUGGGAUAGAUAUCCACUACCUGAUGGGAUCAGUAGAAUGAAGUCGCUGCGAUGUGUAAGCGGAUUUGAUUUGAUGCUGAACUCACUAGAUAACAUCAAGGACCUGGGAGAGCUCACCAAUCUGACAGCUAUAAAAUUCAGCAUCAGCUCUUCUUUGGCUGACAGCAGUGAACGGAAGAGCCGCUUGGAUGCUCUGAACUCUUCUUUAGGAAGAUGUAUCAGCUUGAAAAUGCUGGUUUUGAAUAUUCCAGGCUGCAAUGAUGCCUUGAUGGCCUUGUCACCUCCUCCCCGCCGCCUUGAGAUACUCUAUGCUUAUGGCUUCUUCUUUUCAAGGGUCCCUAAUUGGAUGGGAGAACUCAGUAACCUGAAAGAAUUGAGCAUCACUGUCCUCGGGAGUGAUAUUGGUAUUCUAGCAGAGUUACCUGGCCUCACCCAUUUCUAUCUAUACAUCAAGGAAAUCCUAAAGAAACGAUUGUCAUCUAUGACAGGGUAUUCCCUGUUUUAAAAAGUUUUGAAGUCUGCUUGAGCAGCCCGUCUUACCUGACUUUCCAGGCUGGUGCAAUGCCCAAGCUCCAGAGGCUCUGCCUGAGGUACAAUGCCAAAGGGGUCGGAGCAGAACGGGCGUGGACCAGCCGGCGUCCAGCACUUGUCAGCAUUUGAAGAGUUUUCCGCAAAAAUUGGAGGGGCGGACGCUACGGAAUCUGAACUGACAAGUGCUGAAUCUGCCUUGAGAAGUGCUAUCGACAUGCACCUCAGCAAUCCUCGUGUUGAAAUCAAAUUCGAUCGACUUUAUUCCAGUGUAUUCGUUUCAUCUGAUGAUUCAUGUCCUUUGUCUGAUGAUUGUGAUAAUAACAUCGACUCUGAUGAGGACUAGAAAAGUUGGCAUGCAGGAGAUAGUACUCGGCCUCUGAAUUAUUUGCCACUCUGUUUAUGUAACAAACUGAAUGCCAUCUGCCUGAAGUUUC
Aegilops tauschii subsp. strangulata is the source of this 3154-nucleotide messenger RNA. The record is from RefSeq and is a predicted model, not a curated record. Lineage: Eukaryota; Viridiplantae; Streptophyta; Magnoliopsida; Poales; Poaceae.